Prunus avium (sweet cherry) is the source of this 2431-nucleotide messenger RNA. Its product is annotated as protein TRANSPORT INHIBITOR RESPONSE 1. Gene Ontology annotation, molecular function: protein binding. Gene Ontology annotation, biological process: SCF-dependent proteasomal ubiquitin-dependent protein catabolic process. Gene Ontology annotation, cellular component: SCF ubiquitin ligase complex. Lineage: Eukaryota; Viridiplantae; Streptophyta; Magnoliopsida; Rosales; Rosaceae. The record is from RefSeq and is a predicted model, not a curated record.
UUCUCCUCCUUCUCCAGCUCAACCUCCAUAUUCUGCGCAUUUUCAGACACAAAGGACAAAGCCCUCUUCUUCUCUUCUCUUGCUCUGCUCAGACUGAGCUCUGUUUUUAUGGAUUCAAAAAUAAAGAAGGUGCUGGAGCAGCUCCUGGGCCUGGGCCUGGUUAACUCGCGCAAGGACCGGAGCUCGGUCUCGCUGGUGUGCAAGGACUGGUACGAAGCGGAGCGGUUGUCUCGCCGUCACGUCUUCAUCGGAAACUGCUACUCGGUGUCGCCGGAUAUCGUGACCCGGCGGUUUCCGAACAUUCGGAGCGUGACCCUGAAAGGGAGGCCGCGGUUCUCGGACUUCAAUCUGGUCCCUCCGAAUUGGGGCGGCGAUGUUCAGCCUUGGCUUGAGGUGUUCGCCUCCGAAUGCCCACUUUUGGAGGAGCUGAGGCUGAAGAGGAUGACGGUGACUGAUGAGAGCCUUGAAUUUUUGGCUGUUUCGUUUCCCGAGUUCAGAGCUCUCUCGCUUCUCAGCUGUGAUGGGUUCAGCACUGAUGGCCUUGAAGCCAUUGCCACUCACUGCAAGAAUUUGAUUGAGCUCGACAUACAGGAGAAUGACAUUGAUGAUAAAAGUGGGGACUGGUUAAGUUGUUUCCCUGAAACCUUCACAUCAUUGGAAAUACUAAACUUUGCCAGCUUCAAUAGCAAAGUUGAUUUUGAUGCUCUUGAGAGACUUGUAAGUAGGUGCAAAUCAUUCAAGGUGUUAAAGGUUAAUAAAAGUGUAACCUUGGAACAACUACAAAGUCUUCUUACCCAUGCUCCUCAACUUUUGGAGCUUGGCACCGGCUCAUUUUGGCAAGAGCUCACAGCUGCUCAGCAUUCACAACUUGAAAGAGCAUUUAGCAAUUGCAAGAAUUUGCACACCCUCUCUGGCUUAUGGGAAGCAACGGCCCUUUAUCUCCCAGUUCUGUAUCCUACUUGUACAAAUCUCACUUUCUUGAAUUUGAGUUAUGCUACUUUGCAAAGUUGGGACCUUGCUAAGCUUGUUGCUCAUUGCCCACUCCUCCGGCGCCUUUGGGUCCUGGACACAGUGGAAGACAAAGGGUUGGAGGCUGUUGGAUCGAACUGUCCUUUGCUUGAGGAACUCCGUGUUUUCCCUUCUGCUCCUGACGGUGAUGAUAUUAUCGAUGGGGUGACUGAAUCUGGGUUUGUUGCUCUGUCUUAUGGCUGCCGAAGACUCCGCUAUGUCCUCUACUUUUGUUGGCAGAUGACUAAUGCUGCUAUAGCAACCGUUGCACAAAACUGCCCUGAUAUCACCCACUUUCGUCUCUGCAUAAUGAACCCAGGGCAACCAGAUUACCUAACAAAAGAGCCUAUGGAUGAGGCUUUUGGGGCAGUGGUGAAGACGUGCACUAAACUACAAAGGCUUUCAGUUUCAGGUUUAUUGACCGACCUUACAUUUGAAUACAUUGGGAAACAUGCCCAAAAUUUGGAAUACCUUUCAGUAGCCUUCGCUGGAGAAAGUGAUUGGGGGAUGCAAUGUGUGCUGGAUGGUUGUCCCAAGCUCAAGAAACUUGAGAUUCGGGACUGCCCAUUCGGGGAUGUGGCUUUGCUCUCAGGUUUAGAGAAGUAUGAAUCUAUGAGGUCAGUUUGGAUGUCAGCCUGCAAUGUGACAAUGAACGCGUGUCGCUCAUUGGCAAGUGAGAGGCCGAGAUUGAAUGUUGAGGUAAUGAAGGAUGAUGGGAAUGAUGAAAAUCAAGCUGAUAAAGUCUACGUUUACCGUUCUGUUGCUGGGCCAAGAAGGGAUGCCCCGCCUUUCGUUCUCACGUUUUGAAGAUUGAAGCCUAUUGUGCUCACUCUUUGAAGCUUACAAAAUACAUGAUAGGAACAUCUUGGACAAUUUGGUCCUUUGGGAUUGGGAUGAGAGCAAACAGCAGCAUACAGCUCCCAGUGGCUGGCUGGGUUGAAAUUUCUGUCGUCGGACAUAAACAGAUUUUGAUUCUCAGUUUUACUCGUGUGUUUGAAUAAUUUGCUUCCUGAACAAAUCAGCUGGCGCAUCAGGGCAUUGUUGAUAUCAGACUGACUGGGAUAGGCGUUUCAUUUGGGGGAGGGAGGAGGGAGGAGGGAUUCAAGUCGCAUUUGAGGCAUCUGACAAUUUAACAGCCAGAAGCUAGAGCUUUGACAAUAAAGAACCAGUGAUGUUUUUCGCAUUCAAAUAGUUUCGUUGAGGAAUUACGCGAAGCAGCAGAUCAAUCCGUCAUAGUUGUUGGACUCGUGGAUUAGAUACAUAGUCUCACCAUUGAUUUUGAUAAAUAACAUAGGCAUCUUCCUAAUCCAAGUGCCACUUGAAAGUCGUAUGUUGUUUUGGUCAAUUGCUGUGGAGUGGAGUGGUGGACUAAGAUACGAAUCUCCCAUACUGAGUGAGCAUCAUGAAAUUAUUACUUUAUCUA